CCCAUCAUUCACCACAUGGCAGAAAGGCACCAAAGCACUAUACACUCCUUCAUUCCUCGACCUGGAGGUGAACCCAGAGCUGACAGACGGACAGACGAAAUCCUAUCAGAUGUGAAGUGUGGGCAAAGGUGGAAGGCCUGCAUGCAUGUAAACACCACGUGGAAUAAAAAACACUCAAGAAGGGAAGAAAACAAGGAGAUUUGUGCAUAGGCUGUGGUAAGACAGCGAAGAUGAUGGUGAUGAUUCUGGUGAUGGUGAUGUUUAUGAUGAUGAAGAUGGCAACCUCGGCGCCUGCUUCUGAGAUGGACACUAAACGGGAUCAGACCAGCCGCGCCAAGCAAACACCAUGCUGGGUCACCCUGAACAGUAUGGUCACUGAGAUUCCCUCUAAUGUCUCCAGCAACACACGAUGCAUGAAAGUAAAUCAGACACAGAUCAGAGUCAUUCCCCAGGGCGCAUUGAGCGGCCUGCAACACCUUGAGAAACUCACCGUGUCAGAGAACGAUGUGCUGGAGAGGAUUGGUGCGUUUGCCUUCACUGGUCUCCCUCGCCUCACCGUUGUCUACAUCUCUGGAAAUGUGGCGUUAGAGAGCAUUGGAGCUUUUGCUUUCUCUGAUCUCCCUGAACUCACUGACAUAACCAUAACAAAGUCAAAAUACUUGAGACAAAUUGAUCCGGAUGCUUUCAGGAACAUCAUAAAACUGCGGUAUCUGACCAUCUCCAACACUGGACUGAGAAUUUUUCCAAACUUCAACAAGAUUCAGUCCACGGCUGCCAGAUUUCUGCUGGACCUGCAAGAGAACAGCCACAUAGAGAGAGUCCCCGCCAAUGCCUUCAGAGGCCUCUGCACUCAAACUAUCAGCGAGAUACGGCUCACCAGAAAUGGAAUCCAGGAGGUGGCGAGUGACGCUUUCAACGGCACAAAGAUGCACAGAUUGUGUCUGAGAGGCAACCAGCAGCUUACUCACAUCAAUCCCAAUGCCUUUGUGGGUUCCAGUGAGUUGGUGGUACUGGAUGUUUCCCACACGGCCCUAAGCACCCUGCCGAACUCCAUACUCAGUGGACUGCAGAAGCUAUUUGCAAAGUCUGCCAUCAAUCUGACAGAGCUUCCUCUGCAUCUCUUUACCAAACUGUACCAGGCUAACCUGACGUACUCAUCACACUGCUGCGCCUUUGACAACAUACACAGAAACAGCAGAUCAAACUGGAGUUCUUGGUGCUCUCACCCAGAGGCCCUAGAUAAUAUUCACUUCUACAGAGACCAUUGCUCCAACUCCACCUCCAUCACCUGCACCCCAACCCAGGAUGCCUUUAACCCUUGUGAGGACAUCAUGACCGGCAUUCCCCUGCGGGUCCUCAUCUGGAUCAUCUCCAUCCUCGCGCUGCUGGGGAACGCAGCCGUACUUGUGGUCUUGUUAGGCAGCCGCUCCAAACUGACUGUCCCUCGUUUCCUAAUGUGCCACCUGGCCUUCUCUGACCUGUGCAUGGGCAUCUACCUAGUCGUCAUAGCAACUGUAGACAUGCUCACCCGUGGCCGGUACUACAACCACGCCAUAGACUGGCAGACGGGCCUGGGCUGCAGAGCCGCAGGCUUUUUCACGGUGUUUGCCAGUGAACUGUCAGUGUUCACGUUAACAGCCAUCACUCUGGAGCGCUGGCACACCAUCACACACGCUCUGCGGCUCGACCGUAAGCUUCGUCUGAGGCAUGCAUGCAUGGUCAUGACAGCGGGCUGGAUCUUCUCCUCGAUUGCUGGAUUGCUGCCCGCAGUCGGGGUCAGCAGCUACAGCAAGGUGAGUAUCUGCCUGCCCAUGGACGUGGGAACGGUUGUCGCUCAGGUGUACGUAGUGUCCCUGCUCCUCCUCAACAUCCUGGCAUUCUUCUGCGUGUGCAUCUGUUACCUCAGCAUCUACCUGACCGUCAGGAACCCCUCGUCGGCCCCGGCCCACGCUGACACACGAGUCGCUCAACGCAUGGCCAUCCUCAUCUUCACUGACUUUGUCUGCAUGGCUCCCAUCUCCUUCUUCGCCCUCUCAGCCGCUCUCAAGCUCCCUCUCAUCACCGUCUCCGAUGCCAAACUCCUGCUGGUGCUUUUCUACCCCAUCAACUCCUGCUCCAACCCCUUCCUCUACGCCUUCUUCACCCGCACAUUCAGGCGAGAUUUCUUCCUCCUUGCUGCCCGUUUCGGCUUGUUUAAGACGCGGGCACAGAUUUACCGGACUGAGAGUUCGUCCUGUCAGCAGCCGGCGUGGACAUCUCCAAAGAGCAGUCAUGUGAUGCUGUGCGCCUUGGCCCAUACUUUGAGUCUAGAUGGUAAACAAGAGUAUUGACUUGUUAUGAAGAAACACUGUUACAGACUCACAGGGACAAAAGAGACAGUCUCUCAAAAGUUGGACCGAGUUAUGAACCGAAUCUUGGAAUUGCAAGAAAUCAAACUCGACUCAGAAGGCACACCUGUUUGACAUCUUCAAGAUGUUGAGAUACCAAACUCACUGCUUAUCAGAAAUCUAAAGUACACCACUUUUUCCCCUGAGAAGUACAGAUAGUUGUAUACCAAAGACAAGUAGAAGUACAAGUGCUACGCUCAUUUACUACAGUAAAAGUGAAAAUGUUCUGCGUAAAGUCAACUGAACCUCAAGUCAUAUUUCACUUCUUUAAGCCUCAAAUCAAAAGAACAGUUAAGAGAAAACAAUGAACAUUAACUGCUUCAUCUUAGAGCUCUUGUAAUGUGUAAGUAGCAUUUUUUAACCAAAACUCUCAUCCUGCUUUCUUUUAGCAGUCCAAGGUAUCGCUCAUUGAGAAUCCUUGCAAAGGAAAAUAUAAAAAGGUCUCCUCUGCAGCGUGCUAAUCACUUCACCUAGCACAUAGCACAGUGGUCUCUGGCAUUAAUAACUAUGUAAGGGAUAUUGUAUAGUUAGCAGGUAGUUAUGGGAAAUAGAAUCCUGACAGGGUGAGACAAAACUGUGACGCGAAGCCCUUGCUAAUAUUGCUGGAAAGGGUCCAAUAUAAAAAUGUCCGUAGCCUGCUGAUCGAGCAUGCUAAGCGAAAUUAACGAUUUAGCCACAUUGUUUUGAUGCUAACGAAAACAAAUGGUUUUACCUCACCUUACGGGUCUAUGGUGUCAACAAGCAGAUGCAAAAUGUGCCAGAACUCUUUUUCCUGGAUUGAUUUGACAGGACAUGUAAUCAGUUUGCCUCUGGUGUUGCUCAUAUUAGUGAAAGUAAAUAACUGUUGUCAAGGGGUUUUGACCAAUCAGAAUCAAGCAUCUUACACAACCGGAAGAUCAGUAAGAAGGCCGGGUAAUAAAUAGAGAUGAUCUAUCUGUUAGUUGGAAGUCUUGUUUGCUUCAGUGGGUCAUAUAGAAGAGUGGUUCCCAAAUUGGGGAUCACAAGACAGUGAUAGAGGGGUCAUGAGAUGCCUUCCAAAAAGAUUAAAAAUUAAAAUGAUUUGAAAUUGCACAUUAUGUCUAUCAUUGUACAAAGAUUUACAAAAGUAGUCAAAUUAGCUGCUUCGUUUUAUUAUUACUUGUUGAAUAGUCACAAAGAAAAUGUCUAGCCUUAGCUGUGUUGUUCUACUGUCUCUGUAUUGGCCUAUAACUGUGUGUGGGGCAGUGAUGGUUCUCUAACCCCACAUAUAGAACCAUCAGUACUUGUUUCAGUCUGUUUUGUAACCUCCUCACAGGAGCUUUAAAAUCCAACCCAAAGCUCUGAAUCUGCUUGUCCUCAACAAUGUUUUCCGCUUCAACUUUCAUCCAUGUUGUUUUUAUUUUCUCAUUUAUUGUCGUUUUUGGGCUGCAACAGGUCAUAAGUGAUCUGCAUCCAUGGAUAUGCAAUGAAAUCUCUUUAUAUGUAAUGGUCACAUGCAUUUAGGUAAAACACUUGUGCUGAUAUUUGAAGGGGAUGCAAAAUGGUACACCAUAACAAUAAUCUAAACUUUCCUUUAGAUAAAAAAAAAUUAACUAUAAGCCUGUUUUGACAAUUUCAAAGCUAGAAAUGACAGAUAUUUUUUUAAUAACAAAGGGAAUUGAGAGUAACGAGCUUAGAGAAAAAUUCAUAUUUAAGUGUAGUGUGAAGAACCAAGUUAGCUUCAAAUACUUUGACCAAAUUCAGGUCAAAUUUCUCUCCUAUAUCAUUCCUCGUCUUUGUUUUAACUCAGUUGAAACACCAGAUGGGUGGAGUUUACCGCAUUAGAACAAUUCAGAUGAGGAAAAUAGAGGACGAAGUGAAUUGAUUUUACUUUCAGGUGCCGUCUCCUGCUACAAACCCCUCCAUCUGCUGUCCCAUGACGAUCUGAUGCUCUCUGAAAGGGUUUCAUAAAAGUGGGCCACUGGGGAUAUCGCACAUAUUCACAUCAAGAAAUCAGCAUCCAUUUAACAUUCAACAUCAUGAUUGAAUCAUAUUCAUUAAGAAGCACACCACGGGGACCCUCAUUAAUAAUCUCCUCAUACAGUCUGUCUGCUGGAGCUUUAAAAAACAUCCACAUGUCUCCUCACCUUCAGUUUAUCACUUUUUUAAUGAAUUCUGAGUUAUUACCCUUGAUUUGAUUGUUUCACGUUGUAAAUAAGUAUUCUGAACCACUUUUUUUUACUUGUGUGUGUUUUGCAAAGGGUAUAUCUGGUGUGUUUCAUCUUAUUCAUACAUUUUUUUUAUUAUAUCCUCUCUCCUGUACAUUGUUUCUGUGGUGAGAAAGAGGAGGAGGAAUUUAAAGGAAUAAACCUUUAAAACCUUUAAAGUCUUUAUCGAAAAAUGUUGCCGUCCUUCACAGCAUCCAAAGCUUUCAAGGACUAAGUGACCCCACCAACCUCUGCUCUGUGUGCCAGGAUGGGUGGAGUGUGUGUAGGGGGGGGAGACUACACAGCUGCUCCUUCUGCUUAUUACAGGAGGAUGGAUACGGCACAAGAUAAGGCUCACACACACACCCACACCCACACGCACAAACAUACACACUGAGAAACGAGACACCCAGGGUUUCAAGGCUGCAGCUGCAAAGAGGAAUCUGACUGAGUCCAGCUUAUUGAUAUGGAUACACUGCCUCCUACAUGCCAACACUGAGCCUGUGCAUGCAUUCUAAUAUUUAACCAGCAGGGGGUGCUACUGGUGCAGGAUUUAUUGUGGUUUAUUCUUAUCAUGCCUUCUUAAUUGUUCUACAGGCUCAAUAAGUUAACAUACAAUCACCAGAUACUACUAAUGAAAACACUUUAAAACUGUCUGCACCUUUCAUGGAUGACAGACAGCUCAAAUUAUUUUCAGGGAAAUAGGCAGUGAAGUUGACAGAAACAGGUAUAGAAUAUCAUAUUCAUGAAAACACAGUUGAUUACAAUCAUACAAAUGACCCCAAAAAAACUGUAUAAUCCAUGAUAAACAAGGUGAAAUAUAAACCCAUAGUAGUACUAAUAAUAUAAUGUUAAAAAUGUCAAAACAUAGAAUGCAGAAAGUGUGUUAAUAAUGCAGAAUUUGUUGCUAAAAAAACCUCAAAUUUGCAGCAGUUCAGCAUGAGGUCAAGUUUAUUUUGAUAAAAUUACAUAAAAUCAAUAAAAACUGAAUGUUUCUGUCUUUGUCAGCACUGGCAUUUUGUGUUAAAUCAAAGUAUCACUUUCACUCAUUCCAAAACUGAGAGAAAGGUUGCGUGUAGUGCAGCAUAUCACUGUUUAUAAUAAUAAUAAUGUUAUUUAAAAAGGUCUGACUUGAUGUUUACACUGAUACAGUCAGAUGUUGCUUUGCGGGUUGAGUAGGAAACAGCCUCUGAAAACUCUUCACUGCUCACAUGCAGCACUGACAGUCUUUAAAGUCUGCAGACAGAGCACUGUGGAGGAAUGAGACAGGGAGAUAAAAAGCGAUUCAUUUAGAGUUUUUCACAAGUUAUGCUGUUCUUUUUUCCCCUACUUGGUUCAGUUUAAACUACCGUAGUGAUAACAGUUACGCAGGACAUCUAACUUCUUCUUUGUAUUUGUCUCUAUAAUAUAGUUAUAUAGUUAUAAAGUGUGUCUGCUUACUUUUUAUUGAUUUAUUCAUACAGAGAAAAAGAAUCAGUGAAUUACAUCCCUCUGUAUUGUCAUGUAAUUGUUCUCAAACUUCUGUAAGCAGCACUACAACUGAUCAAUCUGUGAUUUUGUUGGACAUUGAAAUGUGUGGGAAGAAUGGGUACAUGCAGAUGUUCUUCAGACACGAUGUGACAAAGGAAAAAUUAGAUAAAUGUUUAAAUCUAAAUAAAACCUUUCAACAAUG
Notolabrus celidotus (New Zealand spotty) is the source of this 6224-nucleotide messenger RNA. It is a transcript of the gene fshr, whose product is annotated as follicle stimulating hormone receptor. Lineage: Eukaryota; Metazoa; Chordata; Actinopteri; Labriformes; Labridae. The coding region runs from base 231 to 2330 and encodes 699 amino acids. Gene Ontology annotation, molecular function: thyroid-stimulating hormone receptor activity; follicle-stimulating hormone receptor activity; protein binding. Gene Ontology annotation, biological process: male gonad development; follicle-stimulating hormone signaling pathway. Gene Ontology annotation, cellular component: membrane. The record is from RefSeq and is a predicted model, not a curated record. The transcript has 14 exons.